AUGCCCGCCUAUUCUAAUGCCAGCACUGCUGGCUCAGCUCCGACAGGAACACCUCCAGCAAAGAAGAGAGGCGUCACUUUCUUAGACGAGAAGCAAGCACAAGUUUCUAUAGUUGACAUUGAGGAGCAGAAGAAGGAUACCGAACAGGAUGAAGAUUUGGGAGAAGAUGACCUUGAUGCCUUAAUCGAAGAGCUGGAAUCUGCGGACCCAGAUGAGGAAGUCGAAGAAGAGAUCGAAGCUCUUGGUGUCAACAGUGUGCCCGAAGAGUUUCUGCAGACAGAUCCACGCUUCGGUCUGUCAGAUUUUGAAGUCAACGCAAGACGGAAGAAAUAUGGCCUUAAUCAGAUGAAAGAAGAGAAGGAGAACCUGUUUCUAAAGUUCUUGAUGUACUUUGUUGGGCCCAUACAAUUCGUUAUGGAGGCGGCUGCUAUUCUUGCUGCUGGCCUUCAGCAAUACGUUGACUUUGGCGUCAUCUGUGGCCUUUUGCUUCUAAACGCUGUCGUUGGCUUCGUGCAAGAGUUUCAAGCCGGUUCCAUCGUCGAAGAGCUCAAAAAGACACUAGCCUUGAAAGCUGUUGUACUACGCGAAGGACGAACCAUUGAGAUAGAGGCCCCAAUGGUUGUGCCAGGUGACAUACUAGAGCUUGAAGAAGGCACUAUCAUUGCAGCUGAUGGUCGUCUCGUCUCGGAUAAUGCUUUUGUCCAGGUUGAUCAGUCGUCCAUUACUGGAGAGUCACUUGCUAUUGACAAGUAUCCUGGUGACACAUGUUAUGCUUCGUCCGCCGUCAAGCGUGGCACAUGUCGCAUGGUGGUUACAGCUACAGGUGAUCAUUCAUUCGUCGGCCGGGCUGCGGCUCUUGUCAACCAAGCAUCAAGUGGAAGCGGUCAUUUCACAGAAGUUCUUAAUGGCAUCGGCUCUGUGUUAUUGGCGGGCGUUAUCUUCACAUUACUUGUUGUCUUCAUAUCUAGCUUCUAUCGAAGCAACGACAUCGUGACUAUCCUGAGAUUCGUCCUUGCGAUCACCGUUAUUGGUGUCCCUGUAGGUCUUCCGGCUGUCGUCACCACUACCAUGGCUGUGGGAGCUGCCUACUUGGCGAAGAAGCGAGCAAUAGUUCAAAAGCUAUCGGCAAUCGAAUCACUGGCAGGUGUCGAAAUUUUAUGCUCAGAUAAGACAGGCACUCUCACCAAGAACAAGCUCUCAUUACACGAACCUUAUUGCGUCCAAGGUAUUGAAGCAGACGAGCUCAUGCUUACAGCUUGUUUGGCAGCCUCGAGAAAGGCAAAAGGCAUGGAUGCUGUUGAUAAGGCCUUUCUCAAAGCUCUGAAAUUCUAUCCUUCUGCAAAAGCUCUUCUUAUGAGGUACAGAUGUCUGUCCUUCGCACCGUUUGACCCAGUGUCGAAGAAGGUUUGCGCGGUGGUAGAAUCACCCGAAGGAGAACGCAUCACCUGUGUCAAGGGCGCGCCACUUUUUGUGCUGAAGCUUGUCGAAGAACAGAAUCAGGUACCUGUCCACAUCGAAACAGCGUACAAGAAUAAGGUAGCUGAAUUUGCUACGAGAGGUUUUCGCUCUCUGGGUAUCGCUCGCCAGAAGGACAAUCGAUGGGAGCUUCUCGGAAUCAUGCCGUGCCACGAUCCUCCACGUUACGAUACAGCAAAGACGGUACGAGAUGCAAAACAGCUUGGGUUAUCGAUCAAGAUGCUUACAGGUGAUGCUGUGGGUAUUGCUCGUGAGACUUCCCGUCAACUCGGCCUAGGCACCAACAUCUUCGAUGCUGAGCGGCUUGGUCUUGCUGGAGGAGGAGAGCUUCCCGGCUCCGAAGUGUACGACUUUGUCGAGGCUGCUGACGGCUUUGCUGAGGUAUUUCCACAACACAAAUACACUGUCGUGGACAUCCUGCAGAAGCGUGGGUACUUGGUAGCAAUGACAGGUGAUGGUGUCAACGACGCGCCAUCUCUAAAAAGAGCCGAUACAGGCAUCGCCGUGGAAGGUGCCUCCGAUGCUGCUAGGUCGGCUGCCGACAUCGUCUUCCUGGCCCCUGGUUUGUCAGCUAUCAUUGACGCCAUCAAAACAUCUCGACAAAUUUUCCACCGGAUGUACGCCUACAUUGUCUAUCGCAUUGCAUUGUCCUUGCACCUGGAGAUCUUUCUCGGACUCUGGAUUGCAAUUCAAAACAGAUCACUCAACUUGCAGCUGACUGUGUUCAUUGCUAUCUUUGCCGACAUUGCUACGCUAGCUAUUGCUUAUGACAAUGCACCAUACUCACCAAGUCCUGUCAAAUGGAAUCUGCCUAAGCUCUGGGCCAUGUCAAUUUUGCUGGGUCUGAUCCUUGCAGCCGGUACCUGGAUAGCACUUGGUACCUUGCUGGUGGGAGGCGAUGAUAGUGGCAUAGCCCAGAACCAUGGCAACCGUGAUGCCAUGCUCUUCCUCCAGAUCUGCUUGUCGGAGAAUUGGCUGAUUUUCAUCACAAGGGCUAAUGGUCCGUUCUGGUCAUCGAUGCCGUCUUGGCAGCUUACGGGAGCCAUACUCUUAGUCGACUCUCUUGCUACAUUGUUCUGCAUCUUCGGCUGGUUCGUUGGAGGCGAACGGACGAGCGUUGUUGCAGUCGUCAGGAUAUGGUUAUACAGUUUCGGUGUCUUUUGCGUCAUGGCAGGUGUAUACUACCUGUUGCAGAACAAUCGUACAUUCGACAGGUUCGUACAUUUCGGAAGCAGAAAGAAGACACCUAGGGGCACAGCGAAGUUCACCAGGAAGGAGCUGGAGAAUUUCCUGACGACUUUACAGAGAGUCAGCACGCAGCACGAGAAGGUGUCCUAA
This is a messenger RNA of Lithohypha guttulata, 2814 nucleotides long. RefSeq names its product plasma membrane H+-ATPase. The record is from RefSeq and is a predicted model, not a curated record. Lineage: Eukaryota; Fungi; Ascomycota; Eurotiomycetes; Chaetothyriales; Trichomeriaceae. Gene Ontology annotation, cellular component: plasma membrane. The coding region runs from base 1 to 2814 and encodes 937 amino acids. The transcript is spliced from 2 exons. Gene Ontology annotation, molecular function: ATP binding; P-type proton-exporting transporter activity; ATP hydrolysis activity. Gene Ontology annotation, biological process: proton export across plasma membrane; regulation of intracellular pH.